CGUACUGUACUCACACUGGACUCAGAGGAAGGUUUGUUUACUACGGCAGGAGCAGAAACAUGAAAUUUUUCCAUGACACCACCUCUUUUCUUCUCUACCUGGUAAUACUGGCUGAGCUAUUUGUCCAUUCGUCAUCCCGUCCCACCCCUUGUCCGUACAGCGUGUUUGAACCAAUGAUUCAUCACUUGGACAAGAUCAUCACCUCCUCCAAAAAACUCCAUGGUUUGCCAGAAGCCGAGCUUGUGACCUUCAUGGACAUAGAACACAAACUGGACAGUCUUCCUGUAAUAAAACACACUGCUGCCCAUCUCAACUCGUUGAAGGUUAACGAGUCUCUCUCUCAGCUCUACGUGUACGUCGAGUCCUUCAGGCUGCACACCAAGUGGUUGAAAACUGCACAAGUAAAUGUCAGUGUGCCCUUUCAGGCAGCUGAGGGCGCCAGCAACCACCUCGAGCAAUUGUCCGAUCUCACUAAAAAAUUUCUAGAAAAGAUCGGUGAACAAGUUCCUCAGACGGCGUCUCCCUCCCUCCCGGUCGUCUCCACAGCCUUCGAGGCUCUCAGGUUCUCUGUAGAGAUCUCAGACCGGCUACAAGUCUUCUGUCACUGGUCAAAAAGAAUCUUACGGCAACUCCAGAGACGAUCCCCCUGUCCAAAACAUUAAACUCAAUCCUCCAAGACAAAACUAGUGAUGUCUUCCUACAUAACCACUGUCAUGUUUUAUGAUUUUCCCUUCAGCAUUUGAGCUGGACUAAAAAAUAUUGAAUAUUUGAUGUCAUA
Molecule: messenger RNA, 778 nt
Organism: Pundamilia nyererei
Lineage: Eukaryota; Metazoa; Chordata; Actinopteri; Cichliformes; Cichlidae
Gene: il11b
Product: interleukin 11b
Exons: 5
Coding region: 60-662 (200 amino acids)
Biological process (GO): positive regulation of MAPK cascade; positive regulation of cell population proliferation
Cellular component (GO): cytoplasm
Molecular function (GO): growth factor activity; cytokine activity
Source: RefSeq, a predicted model, not a curated record